AUGCGAUCUAUUUUAAGUACUGAACAGGUGUUACUGAUCCUCUCAUUGGGAGUUGCUGUGUCUCAUGUCUUUCCAGUGAUCUCCACUCCAGUGACGCAUAUCACAAUCGCAAGUUUCAUGGACUUCACUUAUGGUGUUUGGGGUUGGUGUUAUACCAGACAACUGCCCGCUAAGCUAGUCCUAUGUACCAAGAGACAUAUUGGUUACAGGUACUUAAACACACAUGUCUACGGUGAUAUCCUUCUCCUACCUUCUGAAUCCAAGUACUCUAUCUCUAGGCUGCUGGUAGUCCAUAUAAUUGCGUUGUUCAACAGUAUAGUAUUGGCAGCGAUGAUUGCACUGAUUGCAGGAACUACAUAUGGCAAUUCCUCGCAGUUUGUGCUAGCCGCAGCACUGGUUUCGUUGCCUUUGUUUAUAUUCUCUCUGUUUUCCUUCUUAGUGGAUAUUCUAUUGUUUGCUACCCAUUUAGAUUGGCCUGGUUGGUUAAUGCUAAUGGAUACAGUCGUGAUGGCAUUUGUCUGUUCAUUGUUAUGGUCCUUAAGAAGAACAGUGUCAAUGAGAAACUACGAGACUUUACAUGCAUCUCAAAGAUACCCGAUGCAACAGUACCCACUACCCCAGAUGGAUCAAUACCUGCUACCAAGGGAUACUGAUCCCCUUGAUGAACCAGUUUCAAGUUAUAAGACUGACAACCACUAA
This is a messenger RNA of Maudiozyma barnettii, 699 nucleotides long. It is a transcript of the gene RIM9, whose product is annotated as Rim9p. Lineage: Eukaryota; Fungi; Ascomycota; Saccharomycetes; Saccharomycetales; Saccharomycetaceae. Gene Ontology annotation, cellular component: growing cell tip; cell division site; plasma membrane. The transcript has a single exon. The record is from RefSeq and is a predicted model, not a curated record. Bases 1 to 699 code for a protein of 232 amino acids.